GCCAACCAGGCAGGCGGAGUAAACGCAACGAAGACACAUUCGGCAAGAAAGACAGUGAGUGGGAUGUGUACCGGGUGUUGGGUGGUGAUGAAGGGGACUCCGAAAACGAACGCGAAGAGGAACAGUUGACACACAUCGAAGCCAAGCUUGCUGAGCACGAUCCAACAUAUUCUGGAGAGAAUGCGCCGGUAGAUAUAGAGGAG
Messenger RNA from Sphaeroforma arctica JP610, 203 nucleotides. RefSeq lists its product as hypothetical. The annotation marks the transcript as partial. NCBI's taxonomy places the organism in Eukaryota, Ichthyosporea, Ichthyophonida. The transcript has a single exon. The record is from RefSeq and is a predicted model, not a curated record.